UGAAAGGCAGGAAGAGAGCGAGACAGUAGGAAGAAAAGGGGGAGUGACUGCAGCAUGCACUCUUAGGAAAAGCUGCUCUGCAAACUUCAAAAGUCAAACUGAGAACUUUUAAAAACACUUUUUUCCUUGGAGCCUUCUAUUUUUAUUCCAUGAGUGCUACAAGUGUGCUCAGAUCUUUCAGUCCAUCAGCGAUGCCCGGCCCAGUAAUGCCGAUGGAUGUGGCUAUGCGGUUCUACAUCAGCCAUUCUCCGCCUCCUCUUCGAGGCUUCCUCAGCCACUAUGAGGACCUGCAGAGGGCCAAGAACCGGGUAAACCGGUCCAGCACCCAUAACCGCAAACAGCAGCUCUACAAACCUCUGCGACCCUGCCUCAGCAACCAGCAGAAAGAUGACAGUAACUGCGUGGGCUGGGACAACAGCAAGGCCGGCAAGAAGCGAGUGGUGUUUGCAGACACAAAGGGCAUGUCGCUCACCGCCAUCCACGUCUUCUCCAAAUUCGAUGACGAGCCAUAUCAAAGCAAGCACCUGGACGCAAUCACAGACGAGCUGCAGUUCGACAUGACAGACCUUGAAACGGCCACAAUGGAUCUAAAGAUCAGCUCGGUUCGCAGCCUGGCAUUAGACUUCAAGCAGCCCUCCGCCGACUACCUGGACUUCCGGAACCGCCUGAUCCAGAAUUCGGUCUGCUUGGAGAGCUGCUCCCUGCAGGAGCGCUCGCUCACCGGCACCAUUAAGGUCAGGAACAUCGGGUUUGAGAAGACAGUGCAGGUGCGCGUCACCUACGACUCGUGGGUCAGCUUCACCGACAUCGACUGCACCUUCAUGAACAACGUGUACAGCUCCCAGGACAACGACACCUUCGCAUUCGUCCUGGAGCUGCCCUCCUUCAUCCCGCCGCAUAAUCGGGUCGAGUUCUGCAUCUGCUUCAAGACCCAGGGCCAGACCUUCUGGGACAAUAAUGAUGGCAAGAAUUAUGUGCUCAAGCACAUCGGCUGGAACGGAGAGGACCUGCACACUCGGCCCUCCCUCGGUUCUGCUGAGCAGAAAAAGUCCCCAGAGCAGAAAAACGAGGGGGUCAAGUUAGUGGAGCUCGAGUUCGAUCAGUUUGGCAGCCCACGCAUGUCCAGCGGACUGUUUCCCGGCUGGCAGAGCUGGGGUCAGAUCGAUAACACAGUGCCUUAUUGGUGAAACCUGCAGCAUGUUUGCUGAACUGGCAAUAAAGCGCAAUAAGACAAACAGACGGUGACAGGGCAUUCAGUACGAGUCCAGCUGUGGGUUGACUCGCAGCCAGAGACUAAACUGAAGCUGUAAUGUUCUCAACUGACCUGGUUUUUGCUGUAACGAUUGAGGACGAUGAUGAAUGAUUGAUGAAAUAUGAGUGGAGAAUGACGAAUAUUUCGGGUUUCCUGUUGUAAAAUAUUCAUGUGCCUUCUCAUUGUGCCUGCCCACUAAAAUACAAAUUAUUUGUACAAUCCAAGAGAAAUGGGGAGCCCCCUUUUGAGGGCCUGAUGGAUUGGGUAACAUAAGCACUGAUUGAGAUCUCCCUAAUAAUGUGAUAUCUGUAAAUGGAGCUGAUCAAGUCCUUCAUAUUGAAGGGGGAAAUAUGGGGAGUGCAUGGCGCAAUGAUGCUUCUCUACUACAGAAAACACAGUUGAUUCAUUGCUAAUGAAAAAUGCACACUAAACGUUUGGACAUUAAAAAUGGCCUAAACUGUAAUAUUUAAGUCAUGCCGCCCUUUCUUUCCCUCCAUGUAAAUUGCACAUACUUGUCUGCUAAAAUGUUUGAGUGGUGAUAUGAUUAUGGAACUGAGCUGCUAUUGUGUCUCAAGAAAAGUCGCUGCAUGUGAGUGGUUGCUUCUAACUGGGAAGAAGUUUGGAAACGUCUGUGGUUCUGGUAUGUCAAGAAAGAAAUGAUGUAAGAGCGAAUGUUUGCUUUCAGAAGUGCAAUUCUUGAAGAUGAGUGUACAGUAUGUGUGGCUGGAAUCAAGAAUUUUCUGUUUUGAAACAGCUUAUGUUUUUUCUUCACUGAAGAAAGCUGUGUGCCCGGCAUUCUGUGUAUCACUUGAA
Oreochromis niloticus (Nile tilapia) is the source of this 2065-nucleotide messenger RNA. RefSeq names its product protein phosphatase 1 regulatory subunit 3C-B. Gene Ontology annotation, biological process: regulation of glycogen biosynthetic process. Lineage: Eukaryota; Metazoa; Chordata; Actinopteri; Cichliformes; Cichlidae. The record is from RefSeq and is a predicted model, not a curated record. The transcript is spliced from 2 exons. Bases 150 to 1187 code for a protein of 345 amino acids. Gene Ontology annotation, cellular component: protein phosphatase type 1 complex. Gene Ontology annotation, molecular function: protein phosphatase 1 binding; glycogen binding.